Molecule: messenger RNA, 572 nt
Organism: Coffea eugenioides
Lineage: Eukaryota; Viridiplantae; Streptophyta; Magnoliopsida; Gentianales; Rubiaceae
Exons: 5
Coding region: 155-430 (91 amino acids)
Source: RefSeq, a predicted model, not a curated record
UCUCUCUCUCUCGCUUUUCCCAUCUCUUGCUUCUGGACUGCCGGGGAAAUUGGAAGAACAUUAAUAUAUUUAUCAUUCCUUUUCUCAGUUCCAAGUACUGGUCUUUCUGCAGCUUGGAGAUAACGCAGGUUGUGAGCUAUAGGUAAGAUAGAGGAUGCCCUCGCUUCAAACAGCUUUGCCUCCUGAGCUGGCCAAUAAUGUUAUCCGUCUUUAUCGCGAAUGCCUCCGGCGAGCUAAAUAUAUUGGGCACAAGCAACACAACACUGAACUUUUAGUUGGCAUGGUGAGGCAGCAAUUCAAGAAGCAUAUGCAUGAGACAGAUCCAGAUAAAAUUCAAAAGUUGAAAGAUGAUGCUGCAAGGGGACUGAUAAAUCACAUAAUCUACGAAUCGGAGCAGAUGACUGGAAGGAAAUUCAGCAAGAGCUUUUGAAAUAGCUCUCUGAUAGUUAAUAGUCUUGUUGGACUUCCUUAAAGCAAGCUAUUGAACUUCUUGUUGUAGUGAAUAAACGGACACUGGUGCUUCGUGGUUUGAAUUAAUUUUAAAAAUCAACUGAAAUCAUUUAAAUUAACAA